Molecule: messenger RNA, 961 nt
Organism: Tauraco erythrolophus (red-crested turaco)
Lineage: Eukaryota; Metazoa; Chordata; Aves; Musophagiformes; Musophagidae
Gene: CCDC92
Product: coiled-coil domain containing 92
Cellular component (GO): centriole
Source: RefSeq, a predicted model, not a curated record
ACGGCACGUCAGGAUGGCAACGUCAAACCUGGAGAACCAGCUGCAGAGUGCCCAGAAGAACCUGCUGUUUCUGCAGCGAGAACAUGCCAGCACGCUGAAAGGCCUGCACGCCGAGAUCCGCCGCCUGCAGCAGCACUGCACAGAUUUAACCUAUGAGCUGACUGUAAAGAGUUCAGACUUGUCAGGAAAUGGUAGUUCAAAAAGUGAUGAACUAAAAAGAAAGUGUGAAGAUCUUGAAGCUCAGCUGAAAGUCAAAGAGGCUGAAAAUAAUGAUUUACUGAAAGAACUUGAACAAAAGAAUGCGAUGAUAAUGGUGCUGGAGAACACUAUUAAAGAAAGGGAGAAGAAGUAUUUGGAAGAGUUAAAAAUGAAAAGCCAUAAGCUCAACAUGUUGUCGAGCGAACUAGAGCAGCGAGCGAGCACUAUUGCUUAUUUGACUUCUCAGCUACAUGCUACCAAGAAGAAGCUGAUGAGUUCAAGUGGGACUUCGGAGGGGGCCCCGUCUGGCAGUCCCGUGUUGUCCAACUACAAGCCGUCUCCUCCCAAAGACAAACUGCCGGAGACUCCACGGCGCAGAAUGAAGAAGAGUCUGUCGACGCCGCUCAACCCCGAGUUCGAAGAGGCCUACAGAAUAGGAUCGGAGAGCCGGAAGCUGCUGCUAAGAGAGCCCGUGGACGCCAUGCCUGAUCCCACUCCGUUUCUGUUGGCCAGGGAAACGGCAGAGGUGCAUCUUAUUAAGGAGAGGCCCUUAGUUAUUCCGCCCAUUGCUUCAGAUCGUGCGUCCGGUGAGUCGCACAGCCCGGCCCGAGAGAAGCCGCACAAGGCCCACAUUGGGGUGGCGCAUCGCAUCCACCAUGUCACGCCACCCCAGCCUCAGCCGGAGGUGGAAACGCUGGCAGUGGAUCAGGUCCACGGAAGCAAAGUGGUCAGAAAGCACUCAGGGACAGACAGAACUGUUUGA